UCAUUCGAAUUUUGCGUUCAAAUUCCUCAGCUUGUUGAAAAAGUGUUAGUUCCAUUCGAGAAGAGUGUGACAAUGUCACUUUUAGCAAUAUGGUAAAUCGAACGUUCUUCUACAACAACUAUUUAAUAUUUAUGGAACUGUCGUACUUUUGCGUGGUCUAGUGAACGAAAACUUAGUGCCUGCAUUAAAUUUGUUUUUGUGCGUACAAAAACCAAAAACUGAUAAACUGAGUGUUCUCGCAUAAAAAAAGAACUGAGACAAAAUGGUGCAGUUUACUAAACGACAGUGGCUGACGUUGAUCGUGAUCAGUAUAGCUGACUUCUGUAAUGCUAUUUGUGUGUCAUUACAAGCACCCUUUUAUCCAGCUGAAGCUGAACGCAAAGGAUGUUCCGCAACAGAAUAUGGUCUAGUAUUUGGUAUUUUCGAAUUAGUUGUUUUUCUAAUAAGUCCUGUAUAUGGGCAACACUUGAACAAAAUAGGGCCAAAGGUAACUUUCAAUGGAGGAAUAUACACAACCGGAAUUUGUGCCAUUUUAUUUGGGCUCCUGGAUAAGAUUGAUGGGCAUUACCCUUUCAUUAUUUUAAGCUUCAUUAUAAGAAUUGUUGAAGCAAUGGGUAACGCUGCUUUUCUAACAGCAAGUUUUGCCAUCAUUGCUAAAGAGUUUCCUGAUAAUGUGGCAACGACUUUUGCUUCUCUGGAAACCUUUUUUGGAUUAGGUUUAAUCGUAGGUCCCACAGUAGGCGGCGCUCUAUAUCAAGCGGGCGGUUACACGUUACCUUUCGCUGUGAUGGGUUCAGCACUCUUUUUGUCCGCGAUUUUAACUGCGUUAGUUCUACCGAAGCAUGAAGAUGGUACUGACAGAGAACAAGGACCUUCCAUGUUUAAAGCUCUCCGAAUUCCUGGUGUUCUUUUAUCCUGUGCUAGCAUAGUUGUCACAAGUAUGUCUAUAGGAUUCCUUCAAGCUACGUUAGAACCACAUCUACGUCAAUUUUAUUUAGCCCCGGUUAUUUUGGGGUUAAUGUUUGUGAUAAACGGGGGCACGUACGCAAUGACAGCCCCAGGAUUUGGAAUGCUCUGUGAUAAGUAUUGUCCACCAAAAGUUAUUACAGUUUUAGGCACUUUGCUUGUAGCAGCAGGGUUUGCUUUGGUGGGACCGGCUCCUUUCAUACCAACUCAAACAAUUCUAUGGGUAACAAUACUUGGUUUAGUACUACAUGGUUUGGGGAUCGCAGCUCAGUUAGUGGCGUCUUUCACGGAUGCUCUUAGAACCAGCAUAGCACAUGGUUUUCCGAACAACCUAGAAACUUUUGGUUUAAUUUCUGGCCUAUGGACAAGCACUUUCGCACUAGGAGCUUUCGUAGGCCCUUCAAUCAGUGGUAUUCUCUACGACAACAUUGGUUUUCGAAAUUCAUCAAUGUUCAUUGUUGGUACCCAUUUGUUCAUCGGUUUCAUAGUCGCCCUAUUUAUGAUAUGCAGCAAGAAACCGCCGACUUAUGUGGAGUUAAAGGACGAAAAGCUCUUGGCCAAUGGUGAUGUAGAAACCAGCUAUGGAAAAUCUCAACAAGUUAGCGUUACAGAAAGUGUGAAGAGUUGUUUUGUUUCUAGCAUACGGUCUGUAGGAAAUGGAAUUUCAAUCGAAAAAAGUAGACCGCCAGCUAUGAACAGUUUGAUUGCAUGUAACAGCUAUAAAAGCCAAGCCUGGCCGAAGAGAGACGCAACCAGUUUAACUUUGGGUCCGUAUAGUUACAGCUACGGAUCAGUUGACAGAAACGGACAGAGUACGUCGUAUUUACAAGGAGUUGCCUAAAGAUUUUAUUUUUGUAAAUUCGACACGAUUAUAGGAUUAAGACGGUGUAGUGACAUGAUUUUAUCAAAUGGAAAACUUUAUAAAUAAUUAAGACAUUUUAAAUUAUUUUACUAAAAUAUUGUUCCUAUUUUAUUAUGUGUAAAUAUAAAAGUCUCAGUUUUUAAUUUAUGUGCAAAUAGUAAUAAAUAUACGGCACCUAAAAUGAA
This is a messenger RNA of Zophobas morio, 2013 nucleotides long. Its product is annotated as MFS-type transporter SLC18B1-like. Gene Ontology annotation, biological process: transmembrane transport. Lineage: Eukaryota; Metazoa; Arthropoda; Insecta; Coleoptera; Tenebrionidae. Bases 263 to 1807 code for a protein of 514 amino acids. Gene Ontology annotation, molecular function: transmembrane transporter activity. The transcript has 8 exons. The record is from RefSeq and is a predicted model, not a curated record.